AUGGCAAAAGCCAAAACUGAAGAGAUCGUUUGUGAAGAUAGGAUCAGUGUUUUACCUGAAGAUUUGCUCGUAACGAUAUUAGAUCUUCUCCCGACAAAAGAUGCAGUAGCCACCAUGUUUCUGUCGAAACGAUGGCUUUCUACUUGGACGAUGGUAACUUCACUCGUCUAUAAAGACAUAGAUUGUGAAAGCAAGAAAAGCGUUUGGUGUUUUCUUAAAAAAUCAAUGCAACUCCACAAGGCACCUGUAAUAAACAGCUUGUGUAUGGAACUUGGUCCACAGUGCCCUACUACUGAUGAUGUUGAUAUCGGAAAGUUGGUUGCAAAAGCUGUUGAUCGCUUGGUGAUUAAGCUAGAUAUCAAUCUCCUCUGGUCAGCAGGUCCAAGCAGCUUGCACAGGAGCCUUUACUCUUGCGAAACUCUGGUUGAACUGACUCUCUCCGGCCAGAUUCUCGUGAAUAUUCCUUCUUCUUAUUCCGCCUACCUCCCAUCUCUUAGAGAACUCGAACUAAUCAAUGUCGUGUAUAAAGAUGAGGAUUCUCUUGUUAGCUUAUUAUCGAGCUGCCCUGUUCUCGAGAUCUUGUUUGUGGACCGGAGAAAAGAUGACAAUGUGAAAAAGUUUAAUGUCAAAGUGCCUACUUUAUGGGACUUUUGGUAUACUAAUUACUCGUCUUGUAGCAGCAGCUUUGAUCAUACCGAUAGGUGUUUGGUUGUAGAUGCUCCUGCAUUGACCAACUAUCGAAUCUGUGAUUUUUCAGGAGACUCUCGCUCCAUCGAGGAUAUGCCCUUUCUCCAGGAUGCAAAUAUCGAUGUUGAGUCUUAUCAUCCGGAUGACAAAUUUCUAACUUCUUUUUCUUCAGUCUUGUCUCUUCAUCUGUAUUUGUCUGAUGCAAUGGUUAACCAUUGUAGCACCAUCAACUUCUCGCGACUGAUAAAAUUAAGCAUAUGUCCAUGUGGACCAGAGUGGUUGGAACCACUCCUACGUUUUCUUGGAAAUGCUCCAAAACUAAAAGAGUUUUUGGUAGAUUAUGUACGUAUCAUCCUCCUCCUCUUCUUCCUUCAUUUUUUUUGUCAGAAAUUUCUCUAUAAAGCCGAGGAUAUUCCAUAUUCAUGGUGGAACCAACAAAGUCCUGUUCCCGGAUGCUUGUCAACAGAGCUUGAGAUAUUCGAGUGGAGAGAAUAUGGGGAUAGAAUGGAAGAGGAAGACUUCCUGACAUACAUUUUAUCCAACUCUAUGCGUUUAAAAACGGCAACAAUAUCUUUCAGGUCCGAUCUUGAAGACCAAAAGUUGAUCAUCGAGGAGUUAGAAGUUCUUCCAAGGGUUUCAACAAUAUCUCACCUUUUGUUCAAAUGA
This is a messenger RNA of Capsella rubella, 1353 nucleotides long. Its product is annotated as putative FBD-associated F-box protein At1g05080. The coding region runs from base 1 to 1353 and encodes 450 amino acids. Gene Ontology annotation, molecular function: protein binding. The record is from RefSeq and is a predicted model, not a curated record. Lineage: Eukaryota; Viridiplantae; Streptophyta; Magnoliopsida; Brassicales; Brassicaceae. The transcript is spliced from 3 exons.